This is a messenger RNA of Gorilla gorilla gorilla (western lowland gorilla), 4197 nucleotides long. RefSeq names its product zinc finger protein 326 (gene ZNF326). Bases 2229 to 3359 code for a protein of 376 amino acids. The record is from RefSeq and is a predicted model, not a curated record. Gene Ontology annotation, molecular function: DNA binding. Gene Ontology annotation, cellular component: nucleus; DBIRD complex. Gene Ontology annotation, biological process: regulation of DNA-templated transcription elongation. The transcript is spliced from 8 exons. Lineage: Eukaryota; Metazoa; Chordata; Mammalia; Primates; Hominidae.
UUUCAGAUUCUUUUCACUAGUCACUCUUUUAAACCCUUUCAAGACCAUCGUUUUCAACUAGAAUAAACACUGUUCAUCCCGGUGUAUUUUGAAGCAAAAGCUGAGUCAUAAACAUAAUUUUUAGGUUGACUGUAAAAGUUUUUCUAGCACCUCAGAAAAUAAGUGGCAGUUUGAGAUUAUCAUAAAGUUGUGCCAAAUCUCCCUUUAUUAAAAAGGUGAGGCUAUUAGGUUUGGUCUAAAAGGGGUUAAAAGGAGUUGCAUUUUUCCUUGUAAACACUAGCAGUUUUGCUGGUGGAAUAGUUUGUGGAUUAUUGUGAAAGGUCACUGAACCCUUUUUGAGUUUUUGAGUAGGUUAAAGGUGCAAUGUAUGAUAAAAUGUUUAUACUUUGUGGCUAAACUCUAGCAAGUAGAAUUUCUUCAAAGCUCCAUGUUUCACAUUAAACACAGGAGACUAAAAGUUGAUGAUAGAUCAGGAUAGCUUAGCCAUGUUUAUGUGGUGAAGAAGUUGAUGUGUAUAAUAGAUUGUACAAUGAUUUGUGGUCAGUGUAAUUUUGCUAACUCACUCUUACAAUAUGUCCAGUUGCUGGUUGUUUUAUUUUCCCUCGUGUUACUAGUUUUACUCUUGAGAAAUAAUUUCCACCUGUACAGAUAUGUUUAUGGUUUCUUCUUAGGAAGUAAUAUUUUGUAAAUUAUUGCUUAAAUGAGUAAAUAUACUAGUCCACAAUUGUUUAACUUUAGGGUACAUAGUGUAAACAUUAUGCUUUAUGUUCUUAGGUCACUUGAUUGACAUGAAAUUUUACCUAGUAAGUGUAUGCAGAUUGUGGGGUUAUUAUAUAGUUUGAUCAUUUAAAGAGUAUUGUAUUUUUGUUAUAAUGUAAGAAUCCUUUUAAGUCAGCUGCUCUUAAUAUUUUCUUUGCAGAGGAAAGUAUUUCUAGUAAAAAAUGUAGUAGGGUACACGUUUUUGACUGGUUAUUAACCUUUGAUAUGUCAGUGUAGCUUGUUAUACUUGUGUAGAAAUUUUGCAUUUUUAACAGUUACUCUUUACUUAUGUAAAAAUGCAUUGCACCUUUAAUGCGUAAUUAAGGAAGAUUUUCCUGUUGUGACUUUUUAAAUUACCUGGAAACACAACUAGGUUAGAUAGGCAUUCCUGAGCAUAGUAUACAAAUGUAAGCAACUGAUACAUUACAGUUCCACUAUACUUCAUGAUCAUAGGUUAAUUGAAAAUAGUUGGGAUGAUAGGCUGUGGGUUUUGAAUUGAAAAUCCAUUCUAGUUUGAAAAUUUGGAAAACACUUAAUAUUUUCCAUGCUGUAUAUUAUUUUAGGCAAAGUGUGUUUUCUUAAUGAGGCUUCAAAAGUAAAUUUCGUUUUCAUAAUAAACAAGUAUUCCUGUACUUUGUAUUUACCAUUCUAGUCUGAAUGGACUUUUCUUUCUUUCCUCCUGUUAGUGAAGUAGAUGAGCCAAUAGGACCUACAUUUUAAAUCUUCACUUGUACAAUUCCCCUUGGGUCCUUCUCUUCAGAUUACUCCUCCAUCUUUAUCUUCUAAAAGUAAGAUUAGCAGAAUAAAUUUCUGUGGACAUGUGGCCUCUUGGUGUAGUAGAUUUGGAUAAUGACAAGAGAAGAGGAAGGGACACAAAGAGUCGUUUGGUUGCAUGACUCUUCAUCUGUAAACUUUUGUUUCUUGGGCUUCUGGGUCAGAAAAUGUUUCUCUAGGUAAGAAUGUGAAUGGAACGUCAGAUGCAAUUCUUUAUCUGAAGUGUGUCUUGGAAGUUGAUGCAUGGUUAUGCUUUAACUCUCCUAUUUCAUACUAAUGUUCCAUCUCGCCUUCUCAUUCCCUUUUUCAACAGGGAGAAUACUAAAUGAUUUCUGGAUCUUUUUUACUUCAAACUACAAAUAUGGUCUUCUUUGUGUAUCUUAGUUUUAGUAAAAUAAAGAUUUCUUUUAGGGUCUUUUCAUGGGAAAACAUCAAUUAGGAACUCUGAAGAGGAGUUGUCAGAGAGUUGUACAAGUGGUAACAUUUGGACAGGCACAUAUGUUGUCUAUAAUCUCAAGUAAUUUUGAAAUGUAAAAGUAAAAACAUAGUUAGCAAAUAUUCAUUAUUUGUUCUACUGGAAAUAAAAAUACUAAUUCAAUGGAUUUGAGUUUAUGUAAUAAUUUACAGAGUUUUUCAAUGUGUUUUUUCAGAAUGGACAUGUAAAAUUUAGUUACAUUCCAGGGAAUUUUCAGCAUAUGGGUGAUUUUGGAAGCAUUCAUAGACCCGGAAUUGUUGUUGACUAUCAAAACAAAUCCACCAAUGUGACAGUUGCUGCUGCAAGAGGAAUAAAGAGAAAAAUGAUGCAGCCAUUUAAUAAGCCCAGUGGAACCUUUAUCAAGAAACCCAAACUAGCAAAACCUAUGGAGAAGAUAAGCCUCAGCAAAUCACCCACAAAAACUGAUCCUAAAAAUGAAGAGGAAGAAAAGCGGCGAAUUGAGGCUCGGCGAGAGAAACAAAGGCGCAGAAGAGAAAAAAACAGUGAGAAAUACGGAGAUGGAUACAGAAUGGCAUUUACAUGUUCAUUUUGUAAAUUUCGAACAUUUGAAGAAAAAGAUAUUGAACUGCAUCUGGAAAGUUCUUCACAUCAGGAAACAUUAGAUCAUAUACAGAAACAAACUAAAUUUGAUAAAGUAGUUAUGGAGUUUUUGCAUGAGUGUAUGGUGAAUAAAUUCAAGAAAACAUCUAUUCGUAAGCAACAGACAAAUAAUCAAACAGAAGUAGUUAAAAUAAUUGAAAAAGAUGUUAUGGAAGGUGUUACUGUAGAUGAUCACAUGAUGAAGGUAGAGACAGUUCAUUGCAGCGCUUGCAGUGUGUAUAUCCCUGCUUUACAUAGUUCAGUUCAGCAGCACUUAAAAUCUCCUGAUCAUAUCAAAGGGAAGCAGGCUUAUAAGGAACAAAUAAAAAGAGAGAGUGUCUUGACUGCUACAAGCAUUUUAAAUAAUCCAAUAGUGAAGGCGCGAUAUGAACGUUUUGUUAAGGGUGAGAAUCCUUUUGAAAUUCAAGACCAUUCUCAGGAUCAGCAAAUAGAAGGAGAUGAGGAGGAUGAAGAGAAGAUUGAUGAACCUAUUGAAGAAGAGGAGGAUGAAGAUGAGGAAGAAGAAGCAGAGGAAGUGGGGGAAGUAGAGGAAGUGGAAGAAGUAGAGGAAGUGAGAGAAGGAGGAAUAGAGGGCGAGGGAAAUAUACAGGGAGUAGGGGAAGGAGGGGAAGUAGGGGUAGUGGGAGAAGUAGAGGGAGUGGGGGAAGUAGAGGAAGUAGAGGAAGUAGAGGAAGAAACAGCAAAGGAAGAACCUGCUGACUUCCCUGUUGAGCAACCUGAAGAAAAUUAAAUAUAAGGUAUUAGAUUUAAAAGGAGCUUUACAUUUCGGUUCUAAUGUAAAAAAGGGUAAGAAAUUUAAUAGCUUAAAAUAUGAAUUAACACCCAUGUUGCAUGCAUUCCACAUACUAAAAUUUGUUUUAUAUAAUUUCUAAAUGUUUAACAUUUGUUUAAUAAAAUGAAGGUAAAACUAUUUUAGUUUAGUUUUUAUAGCUACCAAACUUAGAUCCGAUAAAUUGUUUGUAUAAUUUUUAAGCUUAAUUUUUAUUACUUUAUUGGUGUUAAGGAUAACAAAUGUGUAUUGUUAGUAUAUCUAUUCUAAUCAUUUUAUCUUAAAUGCUGCUCUUGGGAGUGAAUAUUCAAGUGUGCAUCAAUUUUUUGAAUACUUACCCUAGAAGAUAUAAACUGGGCAAGUAUUUUGUGCUCUGACUGUGUAUUUUUUUACUGCAUUAGACAUUGAAUAGUAAUUUGCGUUAAGAUACGCUUAAAGGCUCUUUGUGACCAUGUUUCCCUUUGUAGCAAUAAAAUGUUUUUUACGAAAACUUUCUCCCUGGAUUAGCAGUUUAAAUGAAACAGAGUUCAUCAAUGAAAUGAGUAUUUAAAAUAAAAAUUUGCCUUAAUGUAUCAGUUCAGCUCACAGGUGUUUUAAGAUGAUUGAGAAGACUUGAAUUAAAGAAAAAAAAAUUCUUAAUCAUAUUUUUAAAAUAUAAGACUAAAAUUGUUUUUAAAACACAUUUCAAAUAGAAGUGAGUUUGAACUGACCUUAUUUAUACUCUUUUUAAGUUUGUUCCUUUUCCCUGUGCCUGUGUCAAAUUUUGAAGUCUUGCUGAAAAUACAUUUGAUACAAAGUU